AGUAUCAACUCGAAGAUUAUCCAGGACGGUUGUAUAGUGUAUUUUUUCAGUCUGGACCAACUCAGUUCUUCACGAAUUUUCGCCAAUUUCUCCCGUAAACUGAGGACGCGAAGAUGAUGCAAUUAACAAUUACGCUUUGCUGCUCUCUAUUUACACUGCAAGCUCUGGGACAAUUUAAUCAAGCUCCAAGAUACAACGCCUUUGGGGCUUUUCGCCAGCCUGUACAGGUUGCACAACCAUUGCCUGUGCAGAGAUCAUCUUCUUGCCCUGAAUCCUAUGGACGAUAUCCAAUUCCUGGACAGUGUGAUGCCUACACAGAGUGUCGUGAUGGUGUAGCUGAAGAAAAACUCUGUCCUGAUGGUUUGCUUUUUAACGACAAAGCAGGCGUGUUCACGUAUCCCUGUUCCUAUCCCGUUGAUGUAGAUUGUCCUGAAGGAAGAACAUCCCUGCAACCAGCUCAGUCCACAGAUGAGUGUCCCCGUCAAUUUGGAUAUUUCCGCCUCGGUGAUGCAUCACAUUGUGGCCAGUUCAUGAAUUGUGUAAAUGGCAGAGGUUUUACAUUUGAUUGCCCAGAAGGAUUGGCUUUCAAUCGUGAGACAUAUCGCUGUGACUGGCCAGAUGAAGUUCCGGACUGUGAUGCUGAGACAUUUCUUGGUUUCUCCUGUCCUACACAACCCCGUGCUGAUGGAUUUGGUUCUGAGGAGACACGUUUCUAUCCCUCACCCCAUGAUUGUCAACGAUACUUCAGCUGUAUCAAUGGACGUCCUAGGCUCCAUAGCUGUGGCGAGGGAAAUGCUUUCAAUGAUUUGACUAAUUCUUGUGAUGGAAUAGAGAAUGUCACCUCUUGCCACACACAAUCAGCUUACAGAGAAAUCCAACCAGUCGUCAUCCAGUCCACUCCAACACCAUUCCCUCAGCGUACCAAUACACCAUUUAAUUUUAAUACCAGGAAUUCCUUCCGGUUCUGAUAAAGAACCUCUUAAGAACAAGAAAAGUAAGGCAGUUUUGAGGAAAUCAAUAGAAAAAUAAUGAUGGACUAUAGUCAUUUUCAAACAUAAAA
Molecule: messenger RNA, 1060 nt
Organism: Phlebotomus papatasi
Lineage: Eukaryota; Metazoa; Arthropoda; Insecta; Diptera; Psychodidae
Product: protein obstructor-E-like
Exons: 2
Coding region: 114-968 (284 amino acids)
Cellular component (GO): extracellular region
Molecular function (GO): chitin binding
Source: RefSeq, a predicted model, not a curated record